Cottoperca gobio is the source of this 1335-nucleotide messenger RNA. RefSeq names its product stearoyl-CoA desaturase b (gene scdb). The record is from RefSeq and is a predicted model, not a curated record. NCBI's taxonomy places the organism in Eukaryota, Metazoa, Chordata, Actinopteri, Perciformes, Bovichtidae. Gene Ontology annotation, cellular component: endoplasmic reticulum membrane. The coding region runs from base 244 to 1248 and encodes 334 amino acids. Gene Ontology annotation, biological process: monounsaturated fatty acid biosynthetic process; response to fatty acid; unsaturated fatty acid biosynthetic process. The transcript has 6 exons. Gene Ontology annotation, molecular function: iron ion binding; palmitoyl-CoA 9-desaturase activity; stearoyl-CoA 9-desaturase activity.
AAUAGGAUAUCCAGAGGCUGUGGCAUCAAUUUCCUCAUCGAGCAAUUGCUUUAAAACGGCCUCAGAAUAUGCAAUAAGAGUACAUCAGUAUCCGGGGACCAACGCACCAGCAGGCUACGCACUUUAGCCGUCUCAUCUUUACCAUCCAUCUGACGGGCACCCGGAUUCCCAGCUGCUUUUGGUGCCUGCAUCUGUAGUGCAAAGCGGCCGGAGAGCACACGAACCACUUCAGGAAAAAAAAAAAUGACCGAAACGGAAACCAGGAAUCAUCACGCUGACAAGCAACAGAUUGGAGGAGCCAUGGCCGAAACAUCGUCGGUGGAAGAUGUUUUUGACGAUACCUAUACAGAGAAAGAAGGUCCGAAACCGCCGAGGAUGCUGGUGUGGAGAAAUAUCAUGCUGAUGACCCUCCUUCAUUUGGGUGCGCUUUAUGGACUGACUCUCGUGCCCUCCGCAUCGGUUUUAACUCUUGCGUGGACUGCGGUGUGCUAUCUCAUCAGUGCUCUCGGUGUGACUGCCGGUGCACACAGAUUAUGGAGCCACAGAUCCUAUAAGGCUUCUUUUCCUCUGCGAGUCUUCCUCGCUCUCGGCAACUCCAUGGCCUUUCAGAAUGACAUAUACGAGUGGGCGAGGGACCAUCGCGUCCACCACAAGUACUCUGAGACGGACGCAGACCCCCACAAUGCCACUCGGGGGUUCUUCUUUGCCCAUGUCGGUUGGCUGAUGGUUCGCAAACAUCCCGAUGUCGUUGAAAAGGGCAAAAAACUGGAGCUGACUGACCUGAAGGCAGAUAAAGUGGUUAUGUUUCAGAGACGGCACUACAAGAUGUCCGUGGUGAUCCUUUGCUUCUUCGUGCCCAUGUUGGUGCCCUGGUACUUCUGGGGUGAAUCCUUGGGCGUGGCGUACUUCGUCCCUGGACUCCUGAGAUACGCUGUGAUGCUCAAUGCCACCUGGCUGGUCAACAGCGCUGCGCACAUAUGGGGCAACAGGCCUUAUGACAAAAGCAUUAACCCAAGGGAAAACCCACUUGUUGCUUUCAGUGCCAUAGGAGAAGGCUUCCACAACUACCAUCACACAUUCCCCUUUGACUAUGCCACAAGUGAGUUUGGCGUCAAGCUCAAUCUCACCACUGCCUUUAUAGACCUCAUGUGCUUCAUGGGUUUGGCCAAGGACCCCAAGAGGGUGUCGAAGGAAAUUAUCAACGCUCGCAUCCAGCGAACGGGUGAAGGCAGCAACAAAAGUGGCUGAGUCACACUAGAAAGGAACUUUGCAACUGAUACCGACAUGUCGAACCAAGACCGGACGUAGCAACAGGUAUAGCAGCAUUUCAGUGGU